AUGGCCACCACCACCACUAGUAGUAGCCACCAGAUCACUUUCCAGCCUAACAAUCCUCUGGCAAGCUUGAUCGCUAGACCCAAGUCUCCCAAAUCGAAACCGAUGACUCACAUGCUCUCACAAGACUUCAAGCGAAGGAAGGACUGGCACAAGCGGCUGGUCGAAGAUGUCAUGGACGUCCUCCAAGUCAUCGGCCCAACGGGCGAGCUCCUCUUCGUCAGCGAAAGCAUGGCCCGCCUGACCGGCUUCCCCACCUCAGAACUCCUCGGCAAUCAGAUCUCGAAUUGGUGCUUCGAGGAAGAGGACCGCUUGAAUCUCGAGCGAGAAAUCAAACACUGCUUCAGCCCUGGCUCAUCCGGGAUAAUCAACUUUUAUUGCCGGUUCAAGAAGAAAGACUCUCCCGGCUGUAUGAUCUUUGAGAUUUCGGGACAUCUGAUUAAUGUCAAGACGAAUCCAGGGGUUCUGCGAGGAGAGACGAAGAGCGAGAAGCAAGUGAUCAUCAUCAAUGCACGGCCGUAUCCGACAAGCUGUGGCCGACUGACGGACGAGUUCCUGGAACUGAUGCUAGAGAACGAGGCGAUGAUGCGGGUGAUGAACAGUCGAUCGCCGGCCUCGCUCAGACCCCCGCCCACCCUCUGCUCUUCAAAAACCACCCCCAGGCCGACUCCAGUCUCCCACACACCCAAAGUUAAUCUUCUCCCCAACAUCUUCACCAUGCCAGAACCACCCAAGAUCACCACAUCCUUGGCCGACCGGAUCGCACGGCUCAAUGCUACCCAGGCCCACUCGCUCGACCGGAACCAUGCCCAGGUGCAGCAACAGGUGGGCGAGAUCAAGUCCAAGAUAUCCAAGUACGAGGCAACCGGCCAGCACGAGGCGCCCUUGAUACCCAAAGGCUCGUUUGGACUCGGCGCCCCACUCACCAAGCCCGAUCGAGGCCUCGACCGGAUCAGGAUCGCCAGCCUCGGCGUCAGCGGCGGCACCACCGUCUCCAUCAAAUCCCCCAGCUCACUCUCCGCCUCCACCGGCCCAUCCAGGUCAGUCUCGCUGGGCAGACCAGACACCAGGAGGCUCUCCAACCUCUCCUCAGACCACCACUCCCAGCCAUCCCCAACUCACUCCCCCUCUCAGCACACAUCCGACCUACUGCCCACCCCUCCCCAUGAAUCCGCCGACCCUCUAGCCGAACAAGCCCCGCCAAGCUCCUCCCCCGCCGCCAAGCAGCAGGACCCCCAGGAUGAUCCGGCAAACGACGAGCCCGCCCAGGAGGCCAACCGGUCCUUCGACUCCGCCGACGCCUACGACGGCAUCCUCGACGGCUACCCCACCACGCCCGCAGACGAAGACUGUCCGCCGAUGGUCACCUGCUCAAACUGCUCCCAAUCCGUCGAGCUCGAGCUUCUUGGCGAGCACGUCUGUGAGCCACCGUCGAGCCCCCCCAGCAGGGCCAAGUCUCCCACGGAGGACCAGCCAGCCGAAGGCGCCAGGCAGCCGCCCGUCGACGUCCCCGUCGACGUCCCCGUCGAAUCCCCUGCCCUCGUCAUCUCCCAGGAACGUAAAGACCCAUCCCCUCCAUCGCCCUCCUCCAUCUGCUCCUCAUCCAAGCGCACCCACGAUCCAAGCACAACAACAGACGCCCAGCCUGCGCCCGAGCUCAGCCCGAAAGACCCCCACAAGAACAGACUCAGCGACUCCUCCCACUCCACUAACACCACCCGGCUCAGCACAGGGCCUGUCCAGCAAACGCAGCUAGCCUCUCCUCUCUAA
Molecule: messenger RNA, 1767 nt
Organism: Puccinia triticina
Lineage: Eukaryota; Fungi; Basidiomycota; Pucciniomycetes; Pucciniales; Pucciniaceae
Exons: 6
Coding region: 1-1767 (588 amino acids)
Source: RefSeq, a predicted model, not a curated record